This is a messenger RNA of Heterocephalus glaber (naked mole-rat), 4915 nucleotides long. It is a transcript of the gene Arhgap12, whose product is annotated as Rho GTPase activating protein 12. Gene Ontology annotation, cellular component: cytoplasm. The record is from RefSeq and is a predicted model, not a curated record. NCBI's taxonomy places the organism in Eukaryota, Metazoa, Chordata, Mammalia, Rodentia, Bathyergidae. Gene Ontology annotation, molecular function: protein binding. Gene Ontology annotation, biological process: signal transduction; regulation of GTPase activity.
GCGCUCUGCCCGCCCGCCCGCCUGGCUCCCUCAGAGACCGCCUGCGGGCACGCGGAGCCGGCUGCCCGGAGCGCUCCGCCGGUCCGCCAGGCCUCGAUUUAAAUGUAACAGUGGAUACCUAUAUGUCUUUCUAAGCUCCAUUACUGCAGCAAGCCCCAAAGCUAUAAUGUGGCGCUCAUCCUUUUUGAGAGGUGAACAUUACUGAAUGGAGAUGGCUGAUGGAAGUGGGAAGACUGUUCCAGGCCAAGUAUACAUUGAAGUGGAGUAUGACUAUGCGUACGAAGCAAAGGGCAGAAGGGUGGUGAUAAAACAAGGGGAACGCUACAUCUUGGUGAAAAAGACCAAUGACGACUGGUGGCAAGUCAAACCGGAUGAGAAUUCCAGAGCCUUUUACGUGCCGGCCCAGUAUGUGAGGGAGCUCACCCGCAGAGCCCUGAUGCCGCCUGUGAAGCAGGCCGCCGGACUGCCAAACAGUUCUGUGAAAACGAUCCAGAGUCUGCAUCUUCAGAGAUCCACAGAGAAUGUGAACAAACUGCCUGAGCUUUCGAGUUUCGGAAAGCCCUCACCGUCUGCUCAGGGAACAGGUCUCAUUCGUGAUGCCAAUCAGAAUUUUGGACCCAGCUGUAAUCCAGGUCAAAUUCUCACCCUAAGCCUGGACAUGACCCACAACAACGGAAAGUUGAACAGUGACUCACACUCUCCCAAAGUUUCCAGCCAGAACAGGACGCGCUUACUUGGUCACUUUCCUGGUCAGGAGUUCUUGGACGUAGAGAAAACUAGCUUCUCCCAGGAGUCGUGCGAUUCAGCAGGAGAAAGCUCAGAGAGAUUACAUCAAGAUUCUGAAUCUGGAGACGAGCUUAGCAGCAGCUCCACCGAACAGAUAAGGGCAAAUACACCUCCAAAUCAAGGAAGGCCAGAUUCUCCUGUGUAUGCCAACCUACAAGAACUGAAAAUAUCCCAGUCUGCUCUGCCUCCCCUUCCUGGGAGUCCAGCAGUUCAGAUUAAUGGAGAGUGGGAAACGCAUACAGAUAGUUCAGGGCGUUGUUACUACUAUAACCGAGGGACACAGGAAAGGACUUGGAAACCACCCCGAUGGACCCGGGAUGCAAGCAUGAGCAAAGAUUUCCACAGUCAAGGAGAUCCAGAGCUUCUUUCAUCAGAAGAAAACUACCACAGCAUUUGUUACAGCCAGUCAGAUAGUCAGUGUGGUUCUCCUCCAAGGGGUUGGUCAGAAGAGUUGGAUGAACAUGGGCAUACCUUAUAUACCAGUGACUAUACUAAUGAAAAGUGGCUCAAGCAUGUCGAUGACCAAGGUAGACAGUACUACUACAGCGCGGACGGAUCUCGGUCUGAGUGGGAGCUGCCGAAGUAUAAUGCUGCAUCCCAGCAGCAAAGAGAAAUAAUUAAAAGUAGGAGCCUGGACAGGCGGCUGCAAGAACCAAUAGUAUUAACAAAGUGGAGACAUAGCACCAUUGUAUUGGACACCAAUGACAAGGAAUCUCCAACUGCCUCAAAACCCUGCUCUCCUGAAAAUGAAUCUUCUCCCUCUUCACCAAAGCACCAAGACCCAGGUCAAGAGAAGUAUGGAUUGUUAAAUGUAACAAAAAUUACUGAAAAUGGGAAGAAGGUCCGAAAGAGCUGGCUGUCUUCCUGGGCAGUGUUGCAGGGCUCGUCUUUACUUUUUACUAAAACUCAAGGAAGCAGUACAAGUUGGUUUGGGAGUAAUCAGUCCAAGCCAGAGUUCACAGUGGACCUCAAAGGGGCAGCAAUCGAGAUGGCCUCAAAGGACAAAUCCAGCAAGAAGAAUGUAUUUGAGCUGAGAACUCGCCAGGGCACAGAACUGCUAAUUCAGUCUGAUAAUGAUGCCAUCAUUAGUGAUUGGUUUAAAGUUCUUAGCAGUACCAUCAGUAACCAGGCAGUAGAAACUGAUGAAGCAAUGGAAGAGGAGAUACCAGAUUCACCAGGAAUAGAAAAGCAGGAUAAAGAAAAGGACCAGAAGGAUCUUAAAAAACUUCGUUCUAUGAAAGUAUCUAGCAUAGAUUCUUCAGAACAGAAAAAAACCAAGAAGAACUUAAAGAAGUUUCUUACACGACGCCCCACUUUGCAGGCUGUGCGUGAAAAAGGUUAUAUUAAAGAUCAAGUAUUUGGAGCCAAUCUUGCUGAUUUGUGUCAGAGAGAGAAUGGCACAGUGCCAGAAUUUGUGAGGCUGUGCAUCGCGCAUGUUGAACAACAGGGUUUGGGUGUCGACGGGAUCUACAGAGUAAGCGGCAACCUCGCUGUGAUCCAGAAGCUGAGGUUUGCAGUCAACCAUGAUGAGAAAUUGGAUUUGAAUGACAGCAAAUGGGAAGACAUUCACGUCAUCACUGGAGCACUCAAAAUGUUUUUUCGAGAGUUGCCAGAGUCUCUAUUUACAUUUAAUCAUUUUAAUGACUUUGUUAAUGCAAUUAAACAAGAACCAAGACAGCGCGUUGCUGCUGUUAAGGAUAUAAUCAGACAGCUGCCAAAACCAAAUCAAGAUACAAUGCAGGUUCUUUUUAGACAUCUCAAAAGAGUUAUAGAAAAUGGAGAAAAAAACCGAAUGACCUAUCAGAGUAUAGCAAUUGUUUUUGGUCCCACUCUAUUAAAGCCAGAAAAAGAGACUGGUAAUAUAGCAGUUCAUACUGUUUACCAAAAUCAGAUUGUAGAAUUAAUUCUUCUGGAAUUAAGUUCCAUCUUCGGACGUUGAUUUUUAUGGAAGAUAACCUGUGGGAUAGAAGCUGGAUUCCAUCAGAUUUCAGAUCUUUAUACACAAUGUGUUUUAUUUUUGGACCAAACAGUGGCUCUUUUGAUUUGCACUUUUUGAGGGGUCAGAAGGGAAGGGAGCGUGAAGAUGCCUGUUAGGUCCUCAUGUUUGCUGCUUUCUUGCGAGGUGAUGAAACUGUGUAAUUUUAGAUUCAUUUUAUCAUGAAUGUUUGUAUUUCAUACUCUGAAUUUCAGUAAAAAUCAAAACUUAGAAUUCUAACCAGUCAUAUACACUGGAUAAUUUGGUAAGAAAAAGUACAUUUUCCCCCCUCAAACUGGAUAAUGAAUUUCUUCUCGUGAUCUGUAAGUUCUUCAUUUGGUGGAACAAUACUUACUAUCAUUUAUUUUGAAAACACUCUUGGGCAUUUAAAACAAAAUGAAGUAUAUCCUCUUUGAAACCUGUGUGUCUCUUUUUCAGGGCUUUGCAUGCAGUGGCAGCGUAAGUGCUAGAUCCAUAGCAACCUAACCAUGACCCUUGGCGAGGCUUGCUGCUGCUCACUGUAGUGCACAGCAUCCUCACUGGAUAUCGUAGCUGCUUGUUUGUGCAGCACACUAACCCUACUUAAAACACUGUGAUUUACUGGGGUUCUAGUUAGCUAGCUCAGUUCAGGGUACUGUUGAGCUGUCUUGCUAUACAGAAUUGUAGCUAACAGUCCUAAUUAUAUCUAGUGCCAUAUCGAGUUCUUGGUAUGACCCUGUGGAAACAGACAUUUGAUGUAAAUAUGGGCUAAGGACUUCAUGUUCUUUGGCUUGUGUAUAUAAUUGUGUUGUAUAGUCUCAGAGUACAUUCUUACCCUACAUUUCUAACCAUGAUAUUGGUAAUCUUUUCCAUGAAUAUGAGGUCUCCUCCAGACGUGGGCCAUUCCUUAGGAAAGUUAACAGUGUACACUUUUAGAUUUUAAUUACAUCUACAGACAGAUUACUGCAAUGCAAAUGGUACUGGAAAAAUACUGAAUAAACUUGCUAAAUGGUAAAUGCACUACAAGAGGAACCUUUUAGAUAAUUUAAUACGUACAGAAUACAUUAGAAAAAAUUUAUUAGAGGAUCCUAAUUCUCCAGUCUGAAUAGUAGAAACCAUGUGUAAAUUAGAUGGGUGCCAGAUGGGAAAUGACAUUGCUAAAUUUAAGAGUUUCUUUUUACAUUACUAAUGUAGAUUGAUUUGUAUAAUACAGAGUUUGGAAGGUUUUGUUACAGGGAGCAUGGUCUGUUGAAAAUUUUUUUAAUUGUAUUUUUCUAGAUUAACUGCUGUAUAUGAAAUGUCUAAUCUAAUAAAGAAAACUAUAAGAGGUUUAGAGAUUUUUCCAUUGGAAAUGUGCAUUUUGGUUUUAAAUUUUUUUGUUGUUUUUCAUUUACUGUCAUAUUCGUAUACCUCAUCUAAAAAAUCCACUGAAUCCAGUAUUUCCUGUGGCAUAUAAUGCUUUCCUCAUUUUACAGCUUUCUUGUUCCUUUCCAUGCUGACACCUCUCUGUACCCAACACAUGUUUUAUUUCUUCAUCCAUAUUUGGAAGUGCAUGAUUUGACCAAUAUUCGCUUUCCUUAGAUUACACUUAAAAUUUACAGAUUGUCUUCCUUGGGGACUUUUUUUCUGGGCUAGGGGUGGGGGAAAUAACCUGUCUAAAACUUCUCCCCGUAGUCGUGUGGUGAAAAAUACUGUAUUUGUUGUGAUCUGGUUAAACGGAUAACCAACCAAACUACUUGACAGCCAAAGCAGAUUGUUUUGGGUGGAGAGAGAGUGUCCCAAAUCAGAAUGUAUAUGCCUAAAGAGGUCAUUAUUAACACAGUAUGCUGUAGGGCUGGUUUACAUCUCAAAUUUUAUACCAGGAAAACAGGCUCAGAUCUGUGAUCUGUGAUGUUUUCUUAGUGGUCAUGAACAUAUCAAGGAUAAAAAAAUUGUCCCGUGUUUCUUGUUUCAAAGUGCAUAUGUGUGUUAUGUGAAGUCUUAAAUGUUUGAUUAGUCCACAGCUAAUCAUUUUAUUGUAAUAUUAUGUGUACAAUGAGAUCAGUGUUUUGUGUUUUCAUUCUUUGUGAAUUAAAAAUUCUCACUUGUUUUUGUAAUAACAAACCAGUAAUAUUUUCCUAUCUUGACAGCCUGAUUUUUUUUAGUAGAAAAUACAUUAAAAGAUAAAAUAAUUUA